This is a messenger RNA of Daphnia magna, 2709 nucleotides long. RefSeq names its product disks large-associated protein 4-like. Gene Ontology annotation, molecular function: microtubule binding. Bases 225 to 1676 code for a protein of 483 amino acids. The record is from RefSeq and is a predicted model, not a curated record. The transcript has 8 exons. Gene Ontology annotation, cellular component: spindle pole centrosome; cytoplasm; nucleus. Gene Ontology annotation, biological process: regulation of mitotic cell cycle; chromosome segregation; kinetochore assembly. Lineage: Eukaryota; Metazoa; Arthropoda; Branchiopoda; Diplostraca; Daphniidae.
UGAGCGAACAUGAAAAAUCGGCAACGCCGGUGAAAUAUUUGAUAAAAUGAAAUGCACCCUGAUUGCAGUUCAAAAUAUAGUUUCAAUUUUCAGUGUUCCACACAGUUUUCUGAUAUCCAACUAGUGAUGUGGCUUCUUUUCUAACCUUUGUCUUGUAGAUAUUCUUAUUGUACACUUUCUCGUACAAAGCAAAGGUUUCAUUUAUACCUGAUACAACUAAAGACAUGGCAGAAUCUCGAAAGGCUCGUACUGAUCACUUUUUUCGAUGUACACCAAAACGUGGUGAAGAACGCAAGGCUGUUGGUUUCGCAAGGUGGAAGGAGCGUCAAGAAAAGAAUUUAGCAUCUUGUUUUUCUAUGGCAAAUAAGUUCAAACUGUAUUUUCAGUCAAAAACUGUUUCACAUUCAAAGGCAACUUUAAAGGAAAUUCAGAAGCCAUGCAUCCAAAUACAAGAGUCAAAUAAUUUACCCAGGGGGUCCUUGAAGAAACCACCUUUCAUAGUUCCUGGAAGAAUUCGUCACAAUGAUAGUCAUCUCCUCCAAGCAGUUCCACAAGUAAAGAAUCCACCCAAGAAAAUCUUAUCAACAAAGCAACCUAUUAAGUCAUCAGCAACCCAAUGGGCAACAUCAACACAAGUUUCAAGCAAAAUCCAUUCAGCAGCAGCUGUGACCAAGACAUCUUCAGGAAAAGAUGCAUGCCCUCAGUGUAAAGGAUUUGUCCCUCCAGCAGGAAUAAAAAUACCUGAACAAUCCUCUGUAACAUUAGCACAGGGAACUGAUGUCCAAAAUGGAAGUUAUGCCAAACCUUUUAAACAGAAUUUCCCCUCUAUUUUCAAACCAAAUCCUUGGAUCACAGUCGAUCGAAGAACUUCUGUACAGAAGCCGUUUAACAGUUUGCUGUCGCCUCAAGAAUCGUCAGCUCCGCAAGCUGCGUUUUUCCGUGAAGACGUCACCCAUCUGGAGAGCGAAGAAGAGGAUUCCGACCCAGAAUCAAAACCAUUUGACGAUCAGAGCAUCCGUCAUAGCAAUGAAGAUCAGGCUGUAGUAAAAUGUCCCAUUGAAACAAAUGUUGUUAACUGCAGUAUCACAGUGGAAGAACAACAGGAGCAAUUCACUGUUACAGCGGUAGUUCAUGCAGUUAUGAAUGAUCACGACAGCAAGAACGAUUCGACCGACGAAAUAGGGUCUGUGACACUGCCCGAAGUCGGCGAAUCACCCGAGAAGAUAGAAAUAGCACUGCAGUUAAGAGCCCAAAUGGAUCAAAAGAAAGCUCACCUGGAUGGAUUGUGUAAUCUGUGGAGUGGCGUCCUUAAAGAAGAGGAUGGUGUACCACAAGAUGACGUUGGAUCCAUUCUCACGGUCAUAGGACAGACACAACAGCUUCAGCGUGAAAGAUUUCAUCAGUAUUCCACAUUGAUACUUCAAUUUGAGAAGAACACUGCCGAAAAGACAAUCACAAAAACUGACUUGGAAGGUUUUUGGGAGAUGAUUUCCCUUCAGGUUACGGAUGUUGAAAAUAAAUUUUCCCAAUUAGAUUCUCGACGUAAAGCCGGUUGGAAGAGCCAGGAAAAUAUUGAAUAUCUUUUCAGGAAAAAAGAAACCCUACAAGUAGAACUGAAAAGAAAAAAGAUGCAGGUGAAUCUGAAAUUAAGUCUUCUGGAAUUCGAUCCCAUAUAGCAUUGCUAAGAAAGAAACAAAUGGAAUCAAUAACAUCUGUGAUAGACAAUCCGGUCGCUUUCCUGGAUCAUCAGCCAUCGCCGGUGAUUGUUCUUCCUCGUCUGAACGUUGAAGCGGAUGAUUGUUCACAGUUGAAACAAAGCGAGGGAGAAGAUGACACAUUGCAACAACCUUACAGUUGCCACCAAGUCCUUUUGUCAACCAAUGUAGAAGGCUGUACUCCGAAUAACGACGAACCAGAGACUGUACAUCACAACUAUCUACUACGAGGGAAGAAAAAGCAUAAGUUAGCUACGCUUUUCGGAUUUUUUUCAUCACCUCAUCAAUCAAACAUAUCUCGGUUGCGCAGUCACACUUCUGGUUGCAAGGUAGAUGAAUCCAGCCUUCCAAGUUCUUCAGUUGUUCUACUUCCACAAAAUUCCACCCCAAAUAACGACAAAAUAGAGACUCCAAAGUGCGUCAAAGUGCUACGAACGGACAGGAAGAAGCAUAAGUCAGAAAUUAACGGUGGAUUUUUUCCAUCUCCACAUGAAACGGAUAGUCCUCGGCAACGUAGUCGCUCAACCGAAUGUGUGCUGGAUCAACCAUGGUUACCAAGUUCGUCAGAGGAGCGGUGGAAAAUGCCAACAUCCAGCCGAUUUUGCAAUAGUCCCAAACUAUUUUCUCCAACUAUUAAACAAGUUAAAACUCGCAGUGGCCGCGUAAGUCAGUCGCCAGUGAGAUUUGGGCAAGAUGAGACAAUGUCCCCGUAUCAAUUACGGUCAUCCUGUUCCCAGUAUACUAAAUUACAGAAGGAAAACAUAGAAAAGUCACCCGAAAAUGCCGACAACGUUUCAUCAAGUAAGGAAGAGAAUAACAAUGACAUUGGUAGAUUCCCAACAAUGCCAUCGGAACAAGCUUCAACUUAGUUUCGUUGUAAACACGUCUUACGUUUCGUUUAAUAAUUUUUCAUAGUUUUCUCUUGUAAAGAAUAUUUCAGUUAUAGAGCGUGUCAUAUUAUAUCUUUUCCCAACAAUAUAAAUGCUGAACACAA